Molecule: messenger RNA, 495 nt
Organism: Haliotis rufescens (red abalone)
Lineage: Eukaryota; Metazoa; Mollusca; Gastropoda; Lepetellida; Haliotidae
Product: galactose-specific cell agglutination protein gsf2-like
Exons: 1
Coding region: 1-495 (164 amino acids)
Source: RefSeq, a predicted model, not a curated record
AUGACUACCAAAAAGGAACUGACCUCCAUCACUAUGGCGACUGUAGAGGACCCGACCUCUAUUACUAUGACGACCAUAAAGGAACUAACCUCUGUCACCAUGACGACUGUAGAUGAUCUGACCUCUAUCACCAUAACGACUGCAGAGGAUGUGACCUCUACCACCAUGAUAACUAUAGAGGAUCUGACCUCUAUCACCAUGACGACUGUACAGGAUCUGACCUCUAUCACUAUGACGAAUGUACAGGAUCUGACCUCUACCACCAUGAUGACUGUACGGGAUCUGGCCUCUAUCACCAUGACGACAGUUGGGGAUCUGACCUCUAUCACCAUGACGACUGUUAAGGAUCUGACCUCUAUCAUCAUGACGACUGUUGAGGAUCUGACCUCUAUCACAAUUACGCACAGCACCAUGACGCACAACCCUGCACAUCGAACUGCGGCGCCUUUGACGACCUCCCACCCAUGCCCCCGUGGUUCUGGAGAGCAAAUGUGA